Brassica napus (rape) is the source of this 1465-nucleotide messenger RNA. RefSeq lists its product as uncharacterized. The transcript is spliced from 6 exons. NCBI's taxonomy places the organism in Eukaryota, Viridiplantae, Streptophyta, Magnoliopsida, Brassicales, Brassicaceae. Bases 325 to 1116 code for a protein of 263 amino acids. The record is from RefSeq and is a predicted model, not a curated record.
AUCGAUGAUUUUCUCUGCUUCCACCAUUUGAUUUUGCCGAAGAUAAACGUUUUCUUGCUGUUUACGGUAGGUCUAUGUGUCAGCCCAAUAAAAAACAAGUGAGCCGGAGAAUAGAAAAAGCCCAAAAUAACAGAUUAAAAUUAAAAAGAUCCAUAAACAAUCAAUCAAAACGAGGAAACUAAUUUCGCGCUCCCUCCUUAUCUCUCAAGUCUCAAUAUUAAUAGUUUCACUUGCUGUUUCUCAGACUCUCUCUCUUUCUUUCUUUCUUUCUUCUCCAAGAACCCCCUUUCAGAUCGAGUCUUCGACCUGUGAAAGUUUCAGAGAAUGGACGGUCUUCCUGAUUACUUUCAGUAUCGUGCGAUAGUAGAGGAAUGCAUUGAAAACAACCUGACCAAGGAUGAGACUGAGAGAUAUGUAGAGGAAGUCCACCAAAUCCCAAUUCAAGAUACCAACCGAGUUUGGGAUCAUCUUGAAAGGACGAAUCCAGAUUUGUUCAUAGCGUACAAUGCAAGGAUGCGUGAGCGCAAUGCAAGAAUCCCUAAGCGCGUUGCGAAACCUUCUUCACCACCAGAGGUAACUUCCGCAAGGAGACGUAAAGUGCGUGGGACUAAGAAAGAAUACCGUCUAUCUCCUUAUUGUCGCCCGUUGUUGACUGCUAUAAAUGUCCCGGAUGCAUCACCACAAGAAGCUUCUUCUUAUCCUAAUGCUCUAGAGAACCAAAACCUUCAAGCCUCCCAGCAGCAGCCAGCUUAUCCCAACGACUUUUGGCAGCAGCUUUUGAGUACUUUGGGUCAGAUUCAGAGUAAUACAGACCAAAUGCUCAAACUCUUGACCGAUGGACAUGGAUUUGGACCACAUCUUUCUGCUGCGCGAUCCUCCAAGAGACAGCGAGUUGGAGAGGCAGAAGAGAGAGGUAAAAAUGAAGAAGCAGAGAAGCUGCAGAAGAAAGAGGAAGGUGACGAUAAUGAAGCAGAGAAGCCGCGUGAGAAUGAGAGAGCUGGCGAUGAAGAAGCAGAGAAGCUGCAGGAGAAUGAGAGAGGUGACAAUGAAGAAGCAGAGAAGCUGCAGGAGAACGAGGAAGGUAACGAUGGAGAAGCAGAGAAGCUUCAGGAUUAGAUCUGCCACAAAAAACGCAUGGAAAAGUUCUCACGUAAGCAUAGUUAUUGAUUAACAGAACAUAUUGCAAAGACACAUUACUUUCUUAUUGUCAUCCUAGACACUACUACUAGGUACUAGCUACGCUGUUAAAGAAAAACAUUGGGAACAUUUUAUUAUCUGUUUUUUUUUGCUUGGCCUCUCUCUCCAGGCUUUGUGUUGUUGUUGGUCCCAGAACCGAAACUGUGGAGAAGAGAUAAACAUGUAACAAGUUCAAAAAUACAUGUAUCCAUUCAAACUGUUGGUCCCAGAACCGAAAUACUUAUAAAUAUAUACAAAUAGUGAAAAGUACAUGUCUAAAAUAGCUACA